Messenger RNA from Aspergillus mulundensis, 921 nucleotides. RefSeq names its product sulfotransferase family protein. The record is from RefSeq and is a predicted model, not a curated record. NCBI's taxonomy places the organism in Eukaryota, Fungi, Ascomycota, Eurotiomycetes, Eurotiales, Aspergillaceae. The coding region runs from base 1 to 921 and encodes 306 amino acids. The transcript has 2 exons.
AUGCGCGCCCUCCUCGAAAAAUACAUCUACACCAUCCCCCCGCAACCCGCGCGCCCGCGCAAAAAGCCCAUGGCCGUGCUGGCCCUCGGCAUGUCGCGCUCAGGCACAGAGUCCCUGCGCCGCGCGCUGCAAAUCCUCGGCUACGACCACGUCUACCACGGCUUCGACAUGAGCGAGAAUACUCCAAUGCAGUGGAAACAGUGGGCGCUGCUGGGUCGGCGGAAAUACGGCAUUGGGUCUGAACAGAAACACAGCGGGGAUCCGGGUAUAACGCGCGCGGACUUCGACGAGAUCCUCGGGCACGCCGAGGCGGUUACGGACCAGCCGUGCUCGAUUUUCGCGACCGAGUUGAUCAAUGCGUAUCCCGAGGCCAAAGUUAUCUUGAAUCAUCGGGACGUGGAUGCGUGGUAUGAGAGUAUUUGUGCCCUUAUACUCCCGCAUGCGCGGGGGUUCUGGUACCAUGUCCUGCCGUUCUUCCAGGCCGAUAUGUACUGGGCUGUGCAGUAUACGGUGCACUGCUUCAAUAUGUUCUUUUAUGGGGAUUUGAAGAGGAAUGGAAAGUGGGUUUAUCGGCAGCAUUUUGAUACCAUCCGAGGGAGGGUGGAGGAGGAGAGGUUGCUUGUUUGGACGGUUGGUGAUGGGUGGGGGCCGCUUUGCGAGUUCCUAGGCAAGCCUAUACCAGACGAGCCGUUUCCGGCUGGGAAUACGCUCGACACGACGAACAGGCGGUAUGAAAAGAACAUGGUUCGCAUUGGGAUUAUUGCUGCGAGGAACUUUGCGCUCUUCGUUCUUGUUAUUGCUGUUCUGAUUGGGUUGGAUUACAAGUAUGUGCCCGCGUACUGUAUAGGCUAUGUUUACCGGUCGAGGGGCUUUGGUGACGAUCAGCAUUGCCCGGUUUUAUUCCAAGGGAGGAGGAAUUAA